AUGUUGUCAUCGUUGGAUCUUGGUCGAGGACUUUCAAAGAGAGCCCAUAUGAGGACGUUCUUUGUACAUCAGAGCACUGUGAGAGUGCAUUUGGGAUCUCCUCCUCGUUGCCUUUAUGGGAAUCUUAACUUUAUUGUUGUUAGGUACCCUCAACGCUCUGGUGGUUCGGCUUCAAAGAAACCAACCGGAAAUGGCUCACCCUCCUUGUCAGAUGAAGAAAGAGCAGACGAACCGCCACAGCCACAAAUCCGACAGCCCUUGUACGUGCAAAAGUCGAAAUUGACUAUUGGAAAGUCGUGUCCAAAGAUGACUGUCCCAUCUGCUGAUUUAACACCCACCACACCUGAUGUGGACAAUUGGGAGGCUUUAAGCCAAGCCGGUUCGUCCACACGAUGGCGAAGUAGCAACGAUUCGCUAGUUGGACCUAUACAUCACGUAUGUCCCCUCUCGGAGAACACCCUCCUCAAUGGCUAUGAAUCGGAGAGUCCGGAUGAAGUGACUCUGGUGAAGACAGCCUGCAAAUAUGGCUGCAAAUUGCUUCAACGCGGUCUCGAUUUUGUCAUCAUUUGGCUUCCCGGAGAUGGUCUAAUACGCGUUGAGGUACUUAAUGUGUUACCAUUUGUGACGCAACGUAAACGAAUGUCGAUCAUUUUUCGACAUCCAAACACCAAUGAAAUUGUUCUCUACUGCAAAGGUGCCGACUCCGUUAUCCUCCCCCUUCUCGAUCCACUGAAGGGUCAAGCUUUCAGAAUCAAUACAGAGGAGCGUCUACAUGACUAUUCCCUCUCCGGUUUGAGAACACUAGUCAUGGCCAAACGGGUUAGACAUUUUAUUCUAUCAUUUUUCUACGUUCUCCUUUAA
Messenger RNA from Rodentolepis nana, 861 nucleotides. The record is from the annotation of a GenBank genome assembly. NCBI's taxonomy places the organism in Eukaryota, Metazoa, Platyhelminthes, Cestoda, Cyclophyllidea, Hymenolepididae.